This is a messenger RNA of Pangasianodon hypophthalmus (striped catfish), 3464 nucleotides long. RefSeq names its product SWI/SNF related, matrix associated, actin dependent regulator of chromatin, subfamily c, member 1a (gene smarcc1a). Gene Ontology annotation, cellular component: npBAF complex; nBAF complex; SWI/SNF complex. Lineage: Eukaryota; Metazoa; Chordata; Actinopteri; Siluriformes; Pangasiidae. Bases 60 to 3227 code for a protein of 1055 amino acids. The transcript is spliced from 28 exons. Gene Ontology annotation, biological process: positive regulation of DNA-templated transcription. The record is from RefSeq and is a predicted model, not a curated record. Gene Ontology annotation, molecular function: histone binding; nucleosomal DNA binding.
UUUUUUUUUUUGUGCACGGUUAGUUUUGAUGGUGUAGCGACUCGCUGUAAGAGGAAACAAUGGCGACUGCGGGAACUGCGGCGACUGCGGCGGGCGGCUCGGGCUCGGGAGGAUCAGCAGCCGGUCAGGCGGGACCCGGUGCUUUGGUGGGCAGAAAAAAGGACGGAGGACCGUCGGCUAAAUUUUGGGAGAGCGCUGAGACGGUUUCUCAACUCGAGACGGUUCGGCUGUGGAUCGGAAAACACUACAAAAAGUAUGUCCAGGCCGACUCUCCGUCCUGUAAAUCGUUAGCAGGACUGGUGGUUCAGCUUCUCCAGUUCCAGGAGGACGCGUUCGGACGCAGAGUGAGCAACCCGGCCCUCACCAAACUGCCCGCAAAAAGCUUCUUGGACUUCAAAGCUGGAGGAGCUCUGUGUCACAUCCUGGGAUCUGCUUACAAGUUUAAAAGUGAACAGGGAUGGCGACGGUUCGAUCUGCAGAAUCCAUCCCGGAUGGACAGAAACGUUGAGAUGUUCAUGAAUAUUGAGAAAACUCUCGCACAGAAUAACUGUCUGACUCGACCAAACGUGUACAUCGCAUCCGACGUGGACCAAAAACAGGCCGGGAAACUGAAAGACAUCAUCAAGAGACAUCAGGGCUCCAUCACUGACGACAAAUCCAAAGCCACACAUCACAUCUGUCCAUCUCCAGCUCAGACGGAGGAAGAGGAGUGGCUGCGUCCCGUCAUGCGCAAAGACAAACAGGUGCUGGUUCACUGGGGGAAUUAUCCCGACAGUUACGAUACCUGGGUUUCCACCAGCGACGUGGACGGUGAAGUCGAGGAUCCUCCGAGCUCAGAGAAACCCUGGAGGGUGCACGCCAAGUGGGUCCUGGAUACGGACGCGUUUAACGAGUGGAUGAACGAGGAAGAUUAUGAAGUAGAUGAGAACAGGAAGCCGGUGAACUUCCGCCAGCGCAUCUUCCCUAAAGAGGAGGAGUCUUCCCGUACACCUGAUCGUAAGGAGCGAAAGUCUCUGGCCGGAGGGAAGAAGAGGCGGCGCUCCCCGUCCCCCCCGAGCACCCCCGCGGAGUCCCGCAAGAAGGGCAGCAAGAAAGGGAACGCCGGGCCGCACUGGAAGCGCCGAGGUCAUCGUGAUGAUGAUGAGCAGGAUGAAGAUCUCACCAAGGACAUGGAGGAUCCGUCUCCUGUUCCGGGAAUGGAGGAGGUUUCUCUGCCCAAAAAUGUGAAUCAGAAGAAGGACAGCGAGAACGUGCCGGUUAAAGGAGGAACCAUGGCUGAUCUGGAUGAACAGGAAGACGGCUCUGUGGGCUCUGGGGGGAAGGACGAUGAUGAACAGGGCAAAAUGGAGGUAAACCGUCUCAUGGACUCCAGCGAGGAUAACGUGACCGAGCAAACACAUCACAUCAUCAUUCCCAGCUACUCCGCCUGGUUCGACUACAACUCGAUUCAUGAAAUAGAGAGACGAGCCUUACCCGAGUUCUUCAAUGGAAAAAACAAAUCUAAAUCCCCGGAGAUAUAUCUAGCGUAUCGUAACUUCAUGAUCGAUACGUAUCGGCUGAACCCUCAGGAAUACCUCACCUCCACUUCCUGCAGACGCAACCUCACUGGAGACGUGUGUGCUGUCAUGAGGGUGCACGCGUUUCUGGAGCAGUGGGGUCUCAUUAACUAUCAGGUGGAUGCAGAGAGCAGGCCGAUGCCGAUGGGUCCUCCACCCACACCACACUUUAACGUCCUGGCUGAUACGCCAUCAGGCCUCGUCCCGCUGCACCAUCGCCCCCCGCAGGUUCCCUCAGCUCAGCAGAUGCUCAGCUUCCCGGAGAAAAGCAAAGAAAAACCCACAGACCUGCAGAACUUUGGCCUCAGGACAGAUAUGUACUCCAAGAAGAACCCUAAGAGUAAAGGAGGUAGCGGAACACGAGAAUGGACCGAGCAGGAAACUCUGCUGCUAUUAGAGGCUCUGGAGAUGUACAAGGAUGACUGGAACAAGGUUUCGGAGCAUGUUGGCAGCCGGACGCAGGACGAGUGUAUCCUUCACUUCCUGCGGCUGCCCAUCGAGGACCCGUACCUGGAGAGUUCGGAGGCGUCUCUCGGACCCCUCGCCUAUCAGCCCGUCCCCUUCAGCCAAUCGGGAAACCCCGUCAUGAGCACCGUGGCCUUCCUCGCAUCCGUGGUGGAUCCCAGAGUGGCUGCAGCUGCCGCUAAGGCUGCUCUCGAGGAGUUCUCUCGUGUGAGGGAGGAGGUUCCAGCCGAGCUGGUUGAGGCUCAUGUGAAGAAAGUUCAGGAGGCAGCGAGGAGCACGGGGAAAGUCGACCCGUCCUACGGCCUGGAGAGCAGCGGCAUCGCGGGAACGGCGCCGGACGAGCCGGAGAAAACCGAAACCACAGAAUCAGAGAAGAUGGAAACAGAUUCCGAGUCUCAGCAGGGAGAGAAGACGGAGUCUAAGGAUGAGACGGAGAAAGCGAGUGAGGCAGCAGAGAAACCAGCGGAGGGAGAGAAAGUGAAAAGUGAAGCGGCGGAGAAACCCGAGGGUGAGGAAGAGGAGGGUGACGGAGGAGAGACGAAUGAAGCGAGUGCUGCUGAUGAGAAAGAGAAGGAGGAGGCGAUGGAGGUGACGGAGGGAGGAAAGGAGGGAGAAGAGACGACGACGGAGGAGGGCAAGAAGAAGCUGGAGCUCGAUAUCGGAGAGGGAAACAUCGCCACCGCUGCGGCUGCCGCACUCGCCUCCGCUGCCACCAAGGCUAAGCACUUGGCAGCGGUGGAGGAGAGGAAGAUCAAGUCUCUGGUGGCGCUGCUGGUGGAGACGCAGAUGAAGAAGUUGGAGAUUAAACUACGUCACUUCGAGGAGCUGGAGACCAUCAUGGACCGAGAGAAAGAGGCUCUGGAGUUGCAGAGGGCAGCAGUUGCUGACGGAGAGGCAGGCGUUCCACAUGGAGCAGCUGAAGUACGCGGAGAUGAAAGCACGUCAGCAGAUGGAGCAACAGGCAGCAGCGGCGGGCCGCGGGCUCAGCACGGACAGCUAGCUCCGCCCUCUCAACACGGGGGCCCCACCCCCAGGACAUGGAGCUCCGCCUCCUCCUCACGGUGCUCCGCCCCCAUCUCAUAUCCCCCCUCCAGGUAUGCACCCUGGGGCUGGAGUAUCCCACAAUGCACCACCCAAUGGGACCCCACCAUCCUCCACAGACAGGGCCGAUGGUUGGACCGGGGCAGCCCAUGCCAGGCCGUAUGAUGCCCGGUGCCCCCCCUGGUGCGAUGCCCGGAGCUCCGCCAGGCGCGAUGCCCCCUCUGAUGGGCCCCAGACACCCCGGAGCCCGAACGGCAUGUACCCUGGCCCCCCUCCUCCUCCUCCUUCUUCUUCUUCUGCACAGCCUGAUGGGAUACCGCCGGCUCCAGCGACCUCACUUCCUGUCCGCCCCCCUGAAAACUAACACACACACAGAAACCCACACAGACACACACUCGUAUG